Theobroma umbraticum is the source of this 1347-nucleotide messenger RNA. Its product is annotated as myb family transcription factor IPN2. Gene Ontology annotation, molecular function: DNA binding; DNA-binding transcription factor activity. The record is from RefSeq and is a predicted model, not a curated record. Lineage: Eukaryota; Viridiplantae; Streptophyta; Magnoliopsida; Malvales; Malvaceae.
AUGUUCCAACCCAAGAAGCCCUCAACUAUGAAUUCCCAUGAUAGAGCCAUGUGUGUUCAAGGGGACUCUGGCCUCGUGCUCACCACAGACCCCAAGCCUCGCCUCCGCUGGACGGUCGAGCUUCAUGAACGCUUUGUCGAUGCUGUUACUCAGCUUGGAGGACCUGAUAAGGCCACACCAAAAACAAUCAUGAGAGUUAUGGGUGUGAAGGGUCUUACGCUUUACCAUCUCAAGAGCCAUCUCCAGAAAUUCAGGCUUGGAAAGCAACCUCACAAGGAAUUCAAUGAUCACUCUAUAAAAGAUGAUCUUCAAAGAAAUGCGGCAUCUUCCUCAGGCAUGAUGGCUCGUAGCAUGAACGAUAACUCACACAUGGUUGAUGCGACUAGGAUGCAAAUGGAAGUGCAGAGAAGAUUUCAUGAGCAAUUCGAGGUGCAACGACACCUUCAACUGAGGAUUGAGGCUCAAGGCAAGUAUAUGCAGUCCAUAUUGGAAAAGGCUUGUCAAACCCUAGCUGGCGAAAACAUGGCCGCAGGAGGCUAUAAGGGUAUGGGAAAUCAAGGAGUUCCCGACAUGGGAGCAAUGAAAGAUUUCGGUCCUCUCAACUUUCCACCAUUUCAAGACCUCAAUAUUUAUGGAGGUGACCAGCUUGAUCUUCAACAGAACAUGGACAGACCAUCACUCGAUGCUUUCAUGCCGAAUAAUGAUAACAUUUGCCUUGGAAAGAAGAGGCCUAGCCCUUAUAGUGGCAGCGGGAAGAGUCCUUUGAUCUGGUCUGAUGAGCUCCGACUGCAGGACUUGGGAACAGCCGCAUCAUGUCUAGGACCGCAAGAUGAUCCUUUCAAAAGUGAGCAGAUUCAAAUUGCGCCACCUUCAAUUGAUAGAAGUACUGACCUAGAUCCUAUAUCAGACAUUUACGAAGCAAAGCCGGUACUUUCCGGCGAUGGCAUAGGUGACAAGAAGUAUGAAGCGUCGCCGAAGCUGGAAAGGCCAUCACCAAGAAGAGCACCGCUUCAGGCAGACAGGAUGAACCCUAUGAUAAAUAGUGGUAGCGUGGCACAAGGGAGAAAUUCACCAUUUGGAUGAAUUGCUAACAUUUUGCUUAGACCGCACGUAAGUGACUUAAGGAUUAAUUAUGCUCCGCUCAGUCUCAUAUUUCAUUAGGGUUUAGUAAAUUAUAUUAUAUUAAUUACAAUAGGGUUUUGUCUCAGCUAUAUGAUAAUGCCAUGCAUAUGCAUGCAUGCAUGGCAAUAAUCUUUGUCAGUUAAAAUUAAUUGUUACGAAUUUAGUACAUCAAUUUGUACUUUCCCAUGAUCCUUAUAUAUGACUUAUUGAUGAAUUUUACUAGAU